GGUAGUUGCCGUCUGCGUUCGGUUCGUAUUAGGUAGCUCUCUGCUUCAGACAAACCACAGCUAAUGCCAAUUAGGGUUUUUGGUAACGAUCUUGGUAGGAGCCCAAGGUUUAAAGGUGUGGAGACUGAUUCUUUUGAGUCUUAUAAGGGGCCCCUGCAGAUUGCUGUUCAGGUACGUUGGCAAGACCAUGAGGAUAGUAAAGAAAAAUGCUUGUUCCAAUCCUAUUCUCUAGAAUAACUCCAUCCCUAAGGCUGCCAAUUAAUGCCUUGCACUUAAAUUAAUGGCACUAAUACAACCACCGGGAGCAAGAGAAGGGAGAGCGGAGAACAGCUGGAAUUGGCUCACAAUCCUGUGAUGAAUGAAACCAUUUCUUUAGCGCACAGUCUUGUCAUCAAGCUAAACGGAUGCUUCCUUACAUUUCUCUAAAGAAUUUGCUUAUGCGCUCACACAGUGGGACCCAGAUCCUGACUUGGGCUUCUGGCCACAGCUAUAUAAUAAAUUAAAAUACAGUGUAAAGCAUACACUGCUCUUGCAUUAAGGUGUUCGUGUAUGUUUUGCUUGCUUUCGCAAUUUCUGCAGCAUAUUAUUGCAGCAUUGUUUCCAAAAAUGUUUGUUUUUUGUGUAGUGGCUAAUCCAGAUUUACGCAGGGGAUUUAGUAGAACAAACUGCUCUCUUCUUUUUGCCUAAUGACCAGCUGUCCUCCCGUUCCAGUAAUAUUCUGUGAGCCUGCUUCACUCGCCAGUCUGUUGGCUGGAGGCAGUGUUUGCUCUCCGCUAACUUUUAUGCGCUGCCAGGCUAGCACAAGUGGUAAAAUACUUGAUGCAAGCAGGAACUUAUCCAAAAUUGAAAUACCAGUCAACCCAGUAGGGUGAGAUUCUCACCCAAUCUGGAAAUAUUUGUGAUGUGGUGAAAAUGAAAUACUUUCUGCAGUUUGGAAAAUAGUAGGAGCUGCUCCAUUGGAAUGGUCUGUAAGGAAAAGCUGCCUUUUUAUCCCCAAAAGCUCCAUCAGUUCAUAAUUAGAGGGUUUACCUAAGUUUCAUCUAAACAUCAUGGGAGAGAUUAAAGUCUCUCCUGACUAUAACUGGUUCAGAAGUACAGUUCCUCUUAAAAAGAUCAUAGUAGAUGAUGAUGACAGCAAAGUUUGGUCGUUAUAUGAUGCAGGACCCAAGAGCAUCCGGUGCCCCCUCAUAUUUCUUCCACCUGUAAGUGGAACUGCAGAUGUGUUUUUCCAGCAGAUCUUGGCCCUGACUGGAUGGGGUUACAGAGUUAUUGCUUUGCAGUAUCCAGUGUAUUGGGACCACCUUGAGUUCUGCGAUGGAUUCAGAAAACUGCUAGACCACCUGCAGCUGGAUAAAGUCCAUCUUUUUGGGGCUUCUUUGGGAGGCUUUUUGGCUCAAAAAUUUGCUGAAUACGCAUACAAGUCUCCCAGAGUUCAGUCGUUGAUCCUUUGUAAUGCCUUCAGUGACACCUCUAUAUUUAACCAGACAUGGACUGCAAACAGUUUUUGGCUAAUGCCUGCAUUUAUGCUGAAGAAAAUUGUUCUUGGAAACUUUGCAUCUGGUCCUGUUGAUCCUGAAAUGGCAGAUGGAAUUGAUUUCAUGGUUGACAGGCUGGAAAGUCUGGGCCAGAGUGAGUUAGCUUCGAGACUUACCCUUAAUUGCCAGAACUCCUAUGUGGAACCUCAUAAAAUUCGAGACAUUCCUGUAACUAUUAUGGAUGUGUUUGACCAGAGUGCACUUUCAACUGAAGCUAAGGAGGAAAUGUAUAAGCUAUACCCCAAUGCCAGAAGAGCCCACCUCAAAACAGGGGGCAACUUCCCUUACCUCUGUAGAAGUGCUGAAGUCAAUCUCUAUAUCCAAAUACAUUUACUGCAAUUCCACGGGACACGAUAUGCAGCUAUUGACCCCUCUAUGGUUAGUGCAGAAGAACUGGAAGUCCAGAAGGUCAAUCUACACAUCAGCAGUGAGCCAGAAGAGCAGUAACUUCGUGACUGUCAGCUUGGUGGUCUUCCUGUGUACAAUCAACUGUUUCCACUCUGCCUUUUUUUUUUUUUUUCUCCUCCUCCUUACAUUUACCGGUUAUCACUGUGUAACUCCAACAGAACUGAGCUAUUCAAUGAAAUACAGCUGAAGACAGUUGACUACAACAGUGUAACAGGAUAGUUUUGUUUAACUUUUAGUCUCUGAAUUUAAGGAAGUAUCUUUGAAGACUACACUUUUAAAAAUUGAGACACAUUUUUGCUACCAAAUCUUCACUGUCUUGUUCUUAAAAGGAACAGUAUUUCGUUUUAUAUUUUCAUUUAGCUGUAUAUAUUGCAUAAGCAGGUUGUGUACUUCAGUGCCCGCUCAUGGUUUUGUUGACUACUUGGUUUAAAAAUGAUGAAGUGCCAAUUUUGCCAUCACUUAUUUGCUUUAUAUGUUGAGUUGCAAGUUAGUUACUAUUUCUAACUGAAAUGAAAGCAUUAAAAUUUUUAACUUUCUUGCAAGCUGUAAUAAUGGUUUUCAAUAAAACUUCAGUUUCAACAAGUUGCUUUUUCUUAUUAAACAGAAUUGCUCUAACUUCA
Molecule: messenger RNA, 2563 nt
Organism: Alligator sinensis (Chinese alligator)
Lineage: Eukaryota; Metazoa; Chordata; Crocodylia; Alligatoridae
Gene: SPG21
Product: SPG21, maspardin
Exons: 10
Coding region: 1050-1982 (310 amino acids)
Cellular component (GO): trans-Golgi network transport vesicle; cytosol
Molecular function (GO): CD4 receptor binding
Source: RefSeq, a predicted model, not a curated record